UUUGAAGCACCGUCUCAGAAUCGAUUUGUACAGCGUCGCGAUCGGGUCUCUUCUCUUCCUCGCAUAAAUAUAAUAAAUACGAGUAUUACAUAUGUGUACAUAUAAGCAGUUUAAUUUAUUGUGAUAAUGCCACGUAUUGUGAGUCUGCUACUUAUAUAUAACUUCUUGUAUUUUUGUUCAUAUGGCAAUGGUUUCUUAUUUGGAAAAUGUCAGAAACCCGUUUGGUUUCGAUGCGAUGAUGGCGAAUGUGUACCAUUUUCAUUUGAAUGCGAUGGAAGUAGAGAUUGUAACGAUGGAUCGGAUGAAAAUAACUGCCAAGACUUUACUCUAAAUUAUCCUCACGACAUAAUAUGUGCCACAAAUGAAUUCAGAUGUCAAAAUAAAAAUUGUAUACCGGAAGGAAAGUUUUGUGACGCUGUAGAGGAUUGCACGGAUGGGAGCGAUGAGUAUAAUGGUUGCGUAAAUGAGUUAAAGUGCGACGAUAAAUUUCGAUGCAACGACAAACAUUGUGUAAGCAAAAAUUGGGUUUGUGACGGUAAAAACGAUUGUCCUGAUGGCAGCGAUGAAUGGAAUUGCGACAAUACAACGUUGUCCACAAGUGAUUGUAAAACUGCAUACAACCAUUUCUUAUGUAAAAAUCAAAAAUGCAUAUCUUUUGAUAUAGUAUGUAACGGAAAGGAUGAUUGUGGUGAUGGAUCAGACGAAGGUGUCGGUUGUAAAUCUAGUUGUAAUGUAACUUCAAUGGCAAAAUGCAGUUACGGCUGCAAACAAACACCUAGCGGACCUGUAUGUGUCUGCAAGCCGGGUUAUGUUAUUAAUCGUAACACAAAUAAUUACACAUGCAUAGAUAUCGACGAGUGUCAGAUUUAUGGCAAAUGCGAUCAAGGAUGCGUGAAUACAGCAGGAUCGUAUAAGUGUACCUGUGAAACAGGUUACAUCUUACAAGACGAUAAGAAAACAUGCAAAGCCGAGGGUGGCGAGGCUACGUUGGUAUUUUCUACAAAAACGGAAAUUCGCGCAGUAUAUCUCGAAUCAAAAAUAUAUUUCACAGCCGCUGCAAACUUGAGUCAAGCCAUUGCUGUCGCUCUCGACGACGAUAACUUAUUUUGUUCAGCUAUUACUGAAGACAAUAUUCAAACGAUCGUAAAAGGCAUUGUUGGAGGGAAACACGAAGCUAUCGUUACGGCAGGUUUGCAUACACUAACGGGAAUAGCCGUGGAUUGGAUUACGGGCAACAUAUAUUUCACAGAUGAAGGUAACAAUCAUAUCGGGGUUUGUGAUAAUAAUGGAACAUCAUGUACUAUAUUAAUUAGUGAGCAAUCUAAACCGAGUGGAAUCGCUCUGUUACCAACCAGCGGAAUAAUGUUUUGGACCGAUUUUAACAUCCCGCAUAUUGGAAUGGCUGGGAUGGAUGGCAAAGACAGAAGCCAAUUCAUCACUGAAAAUAUAGAAUGGCCCACCAGUAUAACUAUUGAUCAUCCGAAUAAUCGAUUAUAUUGGUUAGAUAGCAAGGCAAAUAUAAUUGAAUCAGUACGUUUAGAUGGCACCGAUCGAAGAAUCGUAUUGCACGAUAUAAUCGAAAAUCCAUUUUCCUUGGCGAUUUUCGAAAAUAAACUAUAUUGGAGCGAUUGGCAAGAUAAUACGAUACAAUCCUGCGACAAAUUUUCCGGAAAGAACUGGAAAAUCGUAAGUCGAGCGGAUGUUACACCUUAUGGCAUACAUAUAGAACAUUCGGCCUUAAAACCCAAGAUUCCAAACCCAUGUCACCCUAAUCCAUGCUCUCAUUUAUGCAUAUUGAAUCGGAAUAAAAGUUAUACAUGUGGCUGUACCGUAGAUAAAGAAUUGAAAGCCGACAGUCACACGUGUCGAGACGCGAAAAAGAAGCAGCGCUUUAUUAUCAUCGCGGAAAAUCUAUUUAUAGAAUAUUUUCAUGAAUUUUUGGGAAAGCCAAAACCGACUGCAAGCAGUACUUUAAGAUAUAUAACUGCAGCAACUUACGAUCCAAUUACUGGCACUAUACUUGCAAACGAUAAGCGUACAAAUCACAUCAUUCGUUACGACCCGAACAAUGGUGUUAUCAAGCAACUUAUAUCAUUCGAGAAUAAAAUAUUAGGAGGAAUGGCAUUUGAUUAUAUUGGUAAUAACUUAUAUUUGUCGAAUAAAGAAGACAGAACUGUCGAAGUACAUAGUUUGACAACUAUGUCGAAGACGAUCUUUUACUUUAAGGAUCAACCUUGCGAUAUUGCUUUGAUACCUGAAGAAGGCAUAAUGUUCAUCAUAUUUCAAUUCGGAACAUUUUAUCGCAGUUAUCGUUUAGAAAAAAUGAAAAUGAAUGGAAUCGGUCCGGGAAGUUUAAUAAAAAAUAUUAUGGGUCCAAUAGUAGCGUUGCAUUAUGACAGGGAUAAAAAGACACUUUUUUCGAUCGAUCAAAAUUCCGGUUAUCUCACAUCAUAUAAAGCUGAAGAUCAAUAUCUUCUUCGUACCGGAUUAGAAAACCCCGUGAGUCUUACAACUGCCGGAGACAACAUUUUCUGGACGCAACGCAAUUCUAAUUUAUUAUAUUGGACAGAUUAUAGUAAUAAUGUUCACAUGAAUUAUGAACAAGUUGCAGUCCGUCUGCCUGUAAAUGUAGAAACUCCGAUUGUGAUAGCUUUGCAAAAUAUUGUUACCCACGAAGAGCGCGGCUGUCAGAAAAAUAACGGAAAUUGCUCAGAUGUGUGUUUACCUUCCUCCGCUAUUUCAUUUAUCUGUGCUUGUCCUCCUGGAAAGAUGCUAAGCGCGAAUAAUCGUACAUGCACCUCGCAAUCUGCGUGUCUUACCGACGAAAUUAAAUGCAGUGAACAUAAUGUCUGCAUAAAGCGGAAGCAAUGGUGCGAUGAUGUCAUAGAUUGUCCGAAUGGUGAAGAUGAAAUGAACGACUGCGACGAGAGUGGCACUUGUGGACUAGGUAAAUUCAUGUGUAAAGAUGGUACGUGCAUCAAUUCGGAUGAUCGUUGCAAUUUGAAUUACGAAUGCCCUGAUAAAUCCGACGAAGAGGAUUGCCCUACGCAGCUAUGCCGCAGUGAUGAAUUUCAAUGUCGCGAUGGAACUUGCAUAUCGAAUUCCUUGGAAUGUGAUGGGUAUAGUGAUUGUCUCGAUUUCUCGGAUGAAAUAAAUAAUCAUUGCAGAGAUAGAGAGCGUACAUGUCCACCGACUAAAUUUAUGUGUAACAAUACAAGAAAUUGCAUACCAAAAGAAUGGGAAUGCGAUGGAGAGCGAGAUUGCGAUGAUGGAUCGGAUGAAAUCAGGGUUGAAUGUCACAACGUGAACAUCUGUGGUGACGGAAGAUUCAAGUGCCAAAAUGGUCGUUGCAUAUCUUCUUCCUUGAAGUGCAACGGUAUCAACGAUUGCGGCGAUGAGACCGACGAAAAAUAUUGUUUGAACGAAAAAUCUGUCAAAAAUUGCACCAAAGAUAAAUAUUUAUGCUUCAAUACUGAUAUAUGUCUUCCGAAGAGAGUAAGAUGCAACGGUGUUCAAGACUGCCCGAAAAACGACGACGAGCAUCAUUGCGCGUACUGUUUCAAGGAUGAAUUUGCCUGCGACAAUCAAAGGUGCAUUCCGCAGAGCUGGGUAUGUGACAAAACCGAUGAUUGCGGUGAUAAAUCAGACGAGAAAGAUUGUAGCGGUAAUAAAUUGGGAAACGCGAUUGUCAACGCGUCGAAUGUAUGCGAAAAUUUUAAAUGUACCUCAGGCACUUGUCUACCAUUCAACAAAGUAUGCGAUGGCAUCCGAGACUGUUCGGACAAUAGUGAUGAAAAUGGAGAAUGCACAAGCGCUUGUGCGCACAAUAAUAUCUGCAAGGGUCUAUGUUACAAGACACCGCUUGGAGGAGUUUGUGGUUGUCAAACAGGAUAUCGUUUAGCUGCCGAUAUGGUGUCAUGUAAUGAUAUAAAUGAAUGCGAAUUCGAUGUUUGCUCGCAGAUUUGUCGAAAUAACCUAGGCUCCUUUCAAUGUUCAUGCUACGAUGGAUAUGUUAUUCGCAACGAUAGGGUUUCUUGCAAAGCUAUUGGACCGCCAAUGGAAUUAAUUACCGUUGCCGAUGAUGACAUUAGAAAAAUAUCGUCAAAUUUGCUCUCAAUUGAAGCGAUUCAUUCGUUAAUGGGCUUGAGCGUAACUGGUUUCGACGUAAACGCACUCGAUAAUGCUAUUUAUUGGAGUAACGAUGAAUUGGGCACUAUUAAUAAGCUACACAUUAAUACGAACGAAUUAAGCAUAUUUAAGAAUGUUGGGAAUCCGGGAGUACUUGCAGUCGAUUCGAUCACUAAUAAUAUCUAUUUUAAUGAUAAUGAUCGUCCAAAUAUGAUUAAGGUAUGCAAUUCAAAACAACAAAACUGUGCAAUUAUCGUUAAAAUUGAAGGCGUGGCAAGAGUGUCGUCUCUCAAAAUCGAUUCAAAAAAUAGAUGGUUAUUCUGGAGUCAAACUACAUGGCAAGUGCAUGAUAAACCGUUCAGUGAAAUAUGUCGGACAGAUAUGAUGGGUGCCGGCAUGAAGAUAAUCAGUUUUCGACAUAUAGGCGUCGUGAGUGGACUGGCAAUCGAUUAUAUAAAAUCCAGAUUAUAUUGGUCGGACAGUUUCCGCAAAACCAUCGAAUCAUCCAAUUUAGAUGGAAGCCAACGAAGCACGCUUUUAAAUACAGAUAUGCAUCAACCAUUAAGCAUCAACAUUUUUGAAAAUUCGCUUUAUUGGUUAAUGGGUUCGAACGGUCAAUUGCAAAAGUGUAAACUGUACGGCAAUAAAUCGUGCGAAAUAAUGAAUAUAGGUCCGAACAAUAUUCACAAGCAUUUCUCCAUUCUACACACUUCCAUACAUCCUCUCGUUGAGAAUCUUUGUGAAAAGCUAAAUUGCAACUAUAUGUGCGUUUUAAAAGCUAAAACUGCGACAUGCAUUUGUCAAGACGGAAAACCAAUAACACCUAAUAGCACUUGUACGGAACUGCGUAAGAAUGAUGAAAUGAAAUUCAUUUCAAGACGCACCAACAACAUAAAAAUUCGAAGUCAGAGUAAAAUUUAUUCCAUAACAAUUGUCACAUUACUGGUUAUUGUUUCGUUAUUGUGCAUUUAUUACUACUAUCAAAAAAGGAAAUUAAAAUUAAAAACAUCAAAUAAUCUCAACAGCAUUCGCUUUCAAAAUCCAUCAUACGAUCGAAGAGAUGAGGUUGCAGUAACACUUAGUUCUAUAGUUCCACAUGUAUGUCCCGGACAGCAUGAAUAUAUUAAUCCUAUUGAUGAUAAUUUAUUAAAGGCUGCGAUGGAAAGUACUGCGAAGAAGUCAGAACAAAGUUCGUGUCAAUUGGAAAAUGAAGAUGAAGAGAAACAGCAACAGGCGUGUUUAAUUUCUUUUACACGAUCAAAACAAUAAUCGAAAUAAUCAAAUUAAAUAAAAUUUAAAAUUAGAAUAAAUUAAAAUUGAAAUUAAAGAAUGUCGUUUAUACGACAAUAGAAGCCAAUAAUAGGAUCUCUUAAUAAUUGAUAUUAUAAAUAUCAAGACCUUGAGUCAAGCAUGUUUAACGUUAUGUAUAUAGAUAUAUAUAAAAUAUUAAUAACAUAUUUGCGCUGUGUGCAUUUCAAAUACACGUAAUCAUCGUACAAUAGUAAAUUUGAUUUAUAUAAAUAUAAUUUUAAAUCCACGUACAUAACUUUUGGCUUAAAUAUUGCUAUUCUGCUUUUAGUAAACAUUUAAAAAAUAUAUA
Messenger RNA from Nylanderia fulva, 5728 nucleotides. It is a transcript of the gene yl, whose product is annotated as Putative vitellogenin receptor yl. NCBI's taxonomy places the organism in Eukaryota, Metazoa, Arthropoda, Insecta, Hymenoptera, Formicidae. Gene Ontology annotation, molecular function: protein binding; calcium ion binding. Gene Ontology annotation, cellular component: signaling receptor complex; plasma membrane. The record is from RefSeq and is a predicted model, not a curated record.